Molecule: messenger RNA, 603 nt
Organism: Lichtheimia ornata
Lineage: Eukaryota; Fungi; Mucoromycota; Mucoromycetes; Mucorales; Lichtheimiaceae
Exons: 3
Coding region: 1-603 (200 amino acids)
Biological process (GO): double-strand break repair via homologous recombination; response to ionizing radiation; mitotic cell cycle checkpoint signaling
Cellular component (GO): SOSS complex
Molecular function (GO): DNA binding
Source: RefSeq, a predicted model, not a curated record
AUGGCCACCCAUGAAGUCUUAUUGAAAGAUGUCAAACCAUUACUCAGAGGCUUUGACUGCCAAGUCAUUGUUCUUCAAAGAGCGGAAGCUGAUCCCCACUUUACUCGGCAUGGUGACGCGAUCUACAAGUAUAUCGUUGCUGACAAGACUGGUUCUAUCGUAUUGAGUAUAUGGGGUGACCGAGCAAAGUGCAUUAAAAGUGGGGACAUUUUGCGUGUUACUGGCGCGGAAGCAAAGAUUCGAAAAGGGCAACUCGAAAUGGAGGCGUUACGUGCGUCCAAGGUUAGGCGCAUUGGACAAGAUACCAUGUGUUUCAAUGAACAACCCAACUAUUCAGAAUUGACGCCGCAACAAUUACAAGACCAAUAUCAUCCACAUCCACAACAUCAACCUUUACAACCUCCUCGAGAUCCACGGGAUCCAUCAUUUCCUGGUCAUCAUCAUCACCAUCACCAUCAUCCUUCUAUAUCACAACAAUUACCACCCAAUUCAGCUCCUCGUAACAAGUUCUCUAAUUUUGCUAAUGAUCGACGUCAACCAUCCCCUUCACCACGGGGCGGCGGCCGAGGCGGUUUUCGGGGAAAAGUACGGCGUAUAAGAUAA